ACACACGGGGGCAGCACUACAUCCUGAUCUUACCUGGUUUCCCCACCUUCUCCAAAACAUGGCUGCCUCCGUGCUCCUCAGACGUGAAUUAUGUUCCUUGGCAAGGAUAUUCAGUGGAGUGUCACAUUCGGUACAUAAAUUAAUGGACUUUUAUUUUAAACAAUUUGAUAAUUUACCCUGGGAGAAGUUGGACGUGUUUCUUGGGGGAAAAUACCACGCGGUAUCAGUGGGUAGCUGUAGUGUGUGGAUUGAUUGAUCGUAAAUGACAUUUCUAAAUGUUUUCAUUUUCAUUUUUUAACAGGCACUCAGACUUUCAGGAGCAUGUUCAGUUCAUCGAACUUGCCAUGUCAGGUAUGCAACAUCUUUUCUUUAUUUCUAAACGUCAAAAAUUGGAAACACAAGUGCACGUUUUAUUCUUUCGAAAUUCAGUCAGUAAAUGGACUCAGUUUAAUUGUUACUACAGCAGUAUUCUUAUUUAUGAUUGGUCAUGUCUCCCCUCUGUAGGUCCCAGCUCCCAUUCACCUCCAGUUACUCCUUCCACACAUCAGCAGUGUUUUCAUCAGCACCAUCCUCGGUGAGUGUGCACAGCUGAUCUCCUGUAGAUUAUUGUCAUACUGUUUUUGUACGGUGGCCGAAAACCGCCACUGCUGCAAAUAAAAAAGAAUGCAAAAAAAAAAAAAAGAAAGUCUCAACGGAAGUUACCAAUGCAAAAAGAUAAAAGAAAAGUAAAAGAAACCAAAGCCUGCUGUAAAUAAAAAAAGAAAGGUGCAGAUAAAAAUAAAGCCACAACGGAAGUUAACAAAAACACCUGAGUCGAUAUGAAGUUUAACUGAAGCUAACACCACAUUGGCAUCGUCCAGUUCAACUUCAUAUCGACUCAGGUGCUACAUGGCCUAACCAAAUGGCACAUUGAAAAGCACACAAAGUGAAAUUAAACAGUAACCUUUCCACUUAAUUCUUUGCUCGUCUUCACACCGUUGUCUUUGUGUCUAGAUCGUAAAACACCGGUUAUCACUCGUCCCCAGCAGCUCACUUCCGUUGUGGCUUUUUUUAUUAGCAUCCUUUCUUUUUCGCAGUAAGUCUUUUUUUUUUCCAUCGCAUUUUUUUUUGUGCCUCGUUAACUUCCAUCAUGGCCUUUUUUUUAAAUUUAAAUCUUCACCGUCUGUUUUUUUAUUUGCAGCGGGCCUGGGUUCCUUGUUUUUUUUUUUGCAUCAGUAACUUCAGUUGUGACUUGUUUUUUUUUGCAUCACUUUUUAUUUUUUUGCAGCAAAAAAGUACAAAUAUAUGCACGUUUUGUUUGAUUUUUUUUUUUUUUUGUCUGGCAGAUCACUGUCACAGAGGAGCCUGACACGCUGUUUCAGACAGUGUCACUGCUGGUCAAAAGUCAUGACAAGGCUGUGUUGGACAGCUAUGAGUUAUUCACCACGAUGGCAGCCAAAGAACUGGGUAUUAACGUCAAAAAAGUGUGAGUUCUCACAAGGGCGAGCUGUCAAACAUUUAAGAGAAAGCAAUGCACACCGCUACUUAAAAAAUUUCAAUUACUGAAAAUUUGUUAAUGUCAUUUUCUUCUGCUACAGUUAUGACCCUCCCAUGGACAUCGACAGGCUUACAGUCCUUAAGUCAGUUCAUAUCUUCAAAAAGCACAGAGUCCAGUAUGAGAUGAGGACACACUACCGCUGCGUUGAGGUGAUAAGUCAGAGCAUGGCUUCCUUGAAUUUGUUCAUAAAAUGUUUAACUUGAGCAAUUUUGAAAGAGUAUUGAACUUAAUGCAUAAAAUGCCUUACUCUUUAACUCAUUUUCAGGGUCCUGUGAGUUUACAUUUGCAUUAUUGGACUUUCCAAAAAGGCAGCUCUUUAAUACUUAGAAUUUAUUGGAAUUUGCAUGUGCUUGUGCCUCUAAUACAUUUAAAUUUGUUUUUAUGUUUACCAGAUUUAUAGGGGCCAGUAAUAAAAAUACUGUCUUUCAUUGUCUUUAAAUUAUUUGGAUGCAGUGUACACUGUUUUGUUCAGGUCCUUCGUAAUCCUCAUCACUGCAAGACGUACUUUGAAUAAUUGAAGACAUUAGACCUUUAAAGGGCAUCCCACAUAUGAUGUUUUUAGUAGAUAUGAAAGAAAAUUAAGUAUUCAGCCAAGUAUUCAGAAAAUUAAGUAAGGUUUGGAGAAAAUUAUUUAACUAAUUAAAAAUACCUUUUGUUAUAUCAUUGUUCUAUCUUUAAAACUGUGAUGCUUUGAUAAAUUUUUCUUUUUUCUUUUCUGUAGCUGUCCCAUUUAACAGGCUCCACGGCACAGGUGUACCUUGAAUAUGUCCAGAGAAACCUCCCUGAAGGUGUAGCCAUGGAGGUUACAAAGGUAAGAGUGCAUCACAUCAGCAACAACCCAGAUUACUGAACUCCUUCUCUGUACAAGUGGCUGGAUAUAUAAAUGAUAAUUCUGGUAUAUUUAUUGGUUCAUCAUCAGACUGCCAUGGAGAAGGUUCCAGAACACAUCCUUGAACCCAUGUGGAAAGAAGACCCCGCCGAUGACAAGCCAAGCCAGUGAUCAUUGGAUGUUUUUUAUUUGGACAUCUGUUAUUAUGUGGGGUGACAUCUGAUAAAGAUAUGCAAUAUUUAUGUGUGGCUGUCACUGACCCAUAAACUGCUACACAAUGCUACAUUCAGAAUUCCUGUGGCUGUUCAUUGUUGAAACAAUUGUACUGUAAAUGUUCUUUGUUUUGAUGAAUGAAGUCUGCAUUCAAUGAUGACUCUGAUUCAUGUAUUUAGUUUAUGAAUAAGAAACUCAAUUCUUAAAGUUCCUUUACCAAUGCUACAUUUGUCUGAUUAAGUGGGUACAGUAACUCUUCUCAGUGGGAACACGUUCAAUCCACAUAAAAACAAGACCAGCACACAAGAAAUACCUUAAAUGCUUUUAUUGAAGAGUUAGUACACAAAAUGUUGAAGCACAGCAAAGAUGAUCAGUUUUCUUUAAGGGUCGAAACAAGGAAGGGAGACAGGUCAUUUCUCGAAGUUAAGCACCAGCACUAACCACUGCACUAUCAUAUAGCCCUGAGAGCAAAUACUGCCCAUCUUGUUCCUUCUCCUCUGCUGGGUUUAAGGAAAACUGAGGACUCCCCCACCCUUUCUCCUGCUUGUUAAAAUAACAAUCUGACAAUCACUUCAUACGCUAUAAUUUCCCCAUCCUCUCUGAUGACCAAUCUCUGAGUAUGACAUUUCAAUGUCAUUGAAAUAUCCACGCUAACCCACAAAAAUGCUGAGCUGAGUUUUUCUGUUCGCAUCAUAAAGAAACACUAAUGUGGUAUCCUAAUGUAGAAGAAAACAAGGAUAAGAAAUUUGUAAGGACAUUGACCUUGUUUGAAAGAACUAUGGAAUAAAUGGCAAGUACAUUUCAGUGUUCCAGUGAACCAUGACAACAUGAUUGUUAUAUCAAGACCCAGAGAAUCUAAAAUCAGUCCUUUGUCAGUAUUCAUAACUGUGCUUUCCACAUUGUCAUGUCAAAAUUUCUUGCUUUGGGGGAAGUAAAUUGAGUUUUGGGGUGGGACUCACUCGUGGCCCCACGAUACGAUAUUAUUACGAUACUUGAGCCACGAUAUGAUACUAUUGUGAUUUUUAACAUUUUUCAAUGCAGUGAGUAUUGCGAUACAAAAUAUUGUGAUCCAUACAUUUUUUCAACUGUUUAGUUAAUUUAGCAUUUGUCUUGCCUUUAUAUUGGUCUUAUUUACACUGUAUUUUAUUUUCAGAUAGCACAUGUUGCGAACCUUAUGUGUCAGGUCCAUCUCAUUUGUGCCGUGCUUGCAUUCCUAAUGUCUUUCCCCAGCUGCUGCAAUAUUUGUUGUACUAACUUUCUCCUGCUCUAUGAUGUCUCCUCUGCCAACUUCACUGGACAAACAGUUGAUUUUAUUUUUCCAUAAUCAUAGAUUUGACUUUAUAUUAGCAAUUAAUUUGAUAAAAUCGAUACUUGGUAAAUUGGAAGAUGGGACCACCAGACAAAAUAUCGGGAUACAAUGCUGUAUUGUUUUUUUUUCUCCCACCCUUUACAAGUGCAUUUACCCUAAUUUAUAGAUCUCGAAUAAGAUAUUCCAGAAUGCUCCCUUCCACUACCCACAUAUUUACUAUCUCUUCUUGUAAACAUGACCUGAAGCAUGAGGUAAUUGUUUGACACAUCAUUAGUAAAAGGUCAAGUACCAUACCUUCCUAACCUGUAGUCCUCUGUGUCUCAGCAACCUCCAUCCUGAAAGACAGAAUCUCCAGGUAUUCACAGAGGGAGGGGUUCAGGGGUUUAAGACACAAGAGGAGGCUCACCUUUCCAAAUGCAGUGUCGGCCCUCAGGUGUCUGUCACGCCACUGAUGAAGGAGGGGAGAGAUGUGAGGGAGGAGGACCUGGGUUCCUGGGGCCUGGGAGGUUAACUGUACUGUGUGCCCCCCUUCAGGAGACAACAACAGUCAGUCUGUUACAAUCAACCAAAUAUGGGACAAAACAAGAAGGGGCUGCAGGGACUGAGGAGGCAGCGAAAUGUACGGAGAGUGCUGAAGAAGUAGAGAAAGACAGACAGAGGAGAGACAGAAAGCAACACCUGUCUGUGGAAAAACUAUGAAAGGGGUUUGCUGUACAAUCAACAGCCAUGUUCGAAUGAUCUGCGGAGCAUUUGUACUGACAAGUUUUAUUAACAAAUCUGUGCAAGCAGUACAUCAAACAUACAGUACUGAUAUUCAGUGACUGUAUAAAUUGUCUUUUGCAUUCCAGUAGAGUUUUGUUGUUUAAAUACAAUCAGUGAUCUUAAAUCAGCACCACAUUGAGGUCAAAGUUAGAGAUGCACCGAUCUGGUACUGGUUAAAAUAUGAUAACAGAAAAGCAAAGCCUUGAUCUAUCUGUUUAAUUUAAUGCUGUAUUUAAGUUUCAAUGUUCUUACUCGCUCAUGCAUCAGCAACAUGCUAGGCAGCCGUUUUGCUCAAUGAAAGUAGAAGGAAGCUCUCCCUGUAUGCAUGCAGGUCAUGGGCCAUGAGGCAGAAGUAGCAACCAGAGGGUUACAACUUUUUUCACAGUUUGUGACUUUAUUGUGACUUGAUGUAAUUAUCAUUGGCCCAUUGUUAUUUGUUAAAAAACAGGCUUUUUUUUUUUUUUUUUUACAGAGUAAGCAGAGCCACAUCUAAGCCAACAAACAGUGUGAAAGCCAGAACCGAAUCUUGUCCACACUUUCAACACUUGUAAAAGUUAUUCAAAAUGAUAUUAAAAAGGCACCGGAGUAUUAAGUUGAGGUAUAAGUGAUAAAAAAAACUUGAGCAGUGCAUCCCUAAAAUGCUUCCAUAAAGGCUGAUUAUCAAGUUGAUGCCACCUUCUUUCAAGUUUCCCUCCGAUAGCAUCAUGUUUGAAAUUCACUACAUUUUGCAAAAUCAUCCAUUUGAUUAGUUAUUUCUCUCAGCUGCUUCAUCGUAAAAUUUUGUUUCCUGUAAAGUUGAGAAAUAUUAACCACUAAGAAUUAUAAAGAAUGGAAUUACACAUAAAUCAAGAUACUUAGGAGUGAAAGACUUCAAACCCCUCCUUUUGAAUCUAAAUGACCAACACAAAUAUUUAUAUGAGCAAAACACUGAGGAAGUCCCGGUUAAAUCAGAGUGUUUAUCCGUUGCAGAUGAUGUCCUCCUUUUAGACACGCUACCACUCAGUUUGAACUGUGACUUUAGAAGUGUUGGUAGAUUCCUCCAAUCACAUAAUGGCAUGAUAAGAUAAACGGGAAAACACUUGAGACAGUGAAAUUCCUUUUUAAGGUCUCUGUUACUAAAAGUGACAUUCAUAGAUCACUAUUUAAAGCCUUUUACUUUUUCCAGCCCUCAGCAAGACUAACUGAUAAAAGUUCAGUCUCCACUGAGUUCUUGGUCCUCCGCUCUCACUGAGACUGGUCUUUACAGGUCUUCACAUGAAUUAGAUGUUCACUCUAGUGGACAUAAAAUAAAGCCCGUUUCUGUUUUACUGUGUAUGCUAGUUUCAAUACUCCAGUUCAUUCUCUUUUACCAAUUAUAGAUUCGUGGUAAAUUGUCAUGACAACUCUCAGACUUGUUUAUGAAUGAACAAAAAAAGAGAAGUUGAGUUGAUUUUUUUGGUUUUAUUUUCUUUCUCCAUGACUCUGUCAUGUCUGUUGGUUAUAAUAAAACACAUUCACAGGUUCACAAAAUUUAUGUUAAUUACAGUAAAUGGAGUUUUGAUAACACUUCAAACAAAUGUAACACAGUAAAGAGUAAUUUCUUAUCCUUAACUGAAGCAAAUACUCAUAAAAUUUGCUUUCUUUUAUAAAAGCUACUAGAUAUAUAUUUCAGUAUACUAUAAUGUCUUUCCUUUAUGUCAUUACACAAAAGAUUGCUGGAGACAAACAUGAAAGUUCCAAACAGCAGAACUCAUAACUUAAACAGCUGCACAUUAAGGAUAUAUAUAUAUAUCAUAUAAAAUUAAAUACUCAUGAGUACUUGACAAGUGGAAUAGUGUCUUUCUCUUGAAAAAUAUGUAAGUGUCAAACAAUAUCUGCAGCACUGCUUAGUGAGGUUAUAAUACAAAGUCUUUUCAUGUAACAAAAGGAAAGACUGGGGAGGUCCAAGGUGAACUUAACUACGACAGUGGUGCUCAAGGGCUGUUCUGCUCUUUUUAAUUAACACGUUCAAAUAUGCCGUCACCCAUUUCUUACUAUCAUUUUAAAGAAUCAGGAACAUCUUUAAGGCUCACAGGGUGACUCUAACAAGAACCACAGAACAUUUAAAGAACUUGGACAAAAAAAUCCCCCACCCAUGUAAAAUAGUUCCUACAGUACCAACAGUAUUUCAACAUAUGUAACAGAAUGUGAGGAUGGCUUUCACAUUCAGCCUCCUCUGUUGUUAUUUUCACAUUAUUUCCUAGCCAGUAGACAAUAUCAAUAACCAGACAUUUGGCCACAGAGUAUGCCAUGAAGAUAUUCAGAGACUUAGUCGAACACAUAAUUGAGGGGCACUCCGUUUUACUGCACCAUUUUUGAGCCCCUACUACAUUAACAAGGGCUUUGUUAAUAGUUUUUAGGGCAGGCUGUGUUAAAAGCGUCGGCCACCAGGGGGCCCUGGCCACCUCUGGCCUCUGCCAGGUGGGGGGUGAGGCGGAGGAGAGACUGGUCCAUUGUGGUAGCUGUGUAAAAGGAUAAAAUCACACAUUGGAUUUUUUGGCUUUGGCCAAUAGAGGGCACACUCUGAUAAGAGCAGCCAGCUAAAGUAGUCUAUGAGGGGACGUUAUCCCCACACAGUGACAGUGUACCUUUGAACGUCAAAAUACAGUUGUGUUUUUUUGAGAUGUCAUUAUUCCAUGCACUAUUUAAUUAUCUUCCUUCAAAUAUGUGAGCAGAAAGUGUAACCUACAUUCAUCUAUGAAUUAAUCUUGGACUUGACAUUUGCUCAACUAAAAAAAAUUGGGGGCAAAAACUAGAUUAGACCUUCUCUUUGAUAGAAAAAGAGAGAAAGCAAUGUGUUCAAUAGAGGUCACAGUGAAGGAGGUUAGGCUAUAAAGAGGCUUAGGAGGGAAGGGGCAGAGAGGAGUGGAAAUUACGUCACAACCCUCAGUCUUUUGGCUCGCAGUUUACUGUGUAUUUGUACCACAGAUUUAAAGGAAUGCAGCUGGUGUCAGCAUGUUUAAACUGCUUAGCACAGGUAUUCCAAAUCCAUUUAGGAAUCUAAGAAGUGUGCGAAGAAAGUGCGGAAAUUUGAAACAUGCAAAGCUUCGGCGUGACAUUAAUAUUUAAAAAGCACUUACCCUCUAGGGCCGCGUGGCUGGAAAUGGCGUGGAGGUCCAGGGGGUGGCAUGCCACGGCCUCGAGGGUGUGGUGGACGCCCUCUGAACCCGAGGUGACCCGGAGGAGGAGGUCCAGGGGGUCUGUGCCUAUAGUGGGACAAAAAUGAAAGGUUUGAUUGUUUAUAUGCAGGGAACCAUGAGUGGGGAUACACAUAAAUAAAUCUAGACUCAUCAGAGCAACUACACAAUUUUAUCAAUCUUUAAAAAAGUCAAAAAAGAAAAUUGAAACAACAAACUGCUCCCCAAAAAGGAUCAACUGGUUAAAAGUACUAUUGCUUUACAAAAAUACCAAGUGUGAGAUCACUUUGAGGAUCUAGGACAACAAACACACAUCCAGUUCAGUUACCUUGGCAUCGGUGGGAAGGGGCUUCUCAAGUGCAUGGGGGCUGGUGGAGGGGGUGGAGGAGGGCCCAUGCCCAUUGGUCCAACUCUACCUCGAUGACCCCUUGGGUCUGGGUAUGGUCGCAUCCUCCUCAUUCCUCUGUGAGGCAAAGGCAGGAUAUUUACCAGAGUACAAAUGAUAUCUUAAAUAGGAGAGCAGCAUAUAUAUCACGGGCUGUUGUGUCACUUUUGCUUUUUUAAUAAAAAGGAAAAAGAUUUUGCCAUAAAUUUCAAAACCAAAGUGUUUAUGUACUGCUUGAUACUGUCAUUUAACAUCAUAUUCAAUUUGAGCAUCAGUACCUCAUUGGUGCAAAUCCAUUCAUUGGCCCAUGUUUCAGACGUCCCCUCUCAAGCCCAGGUGGACCGAACCCUUUCAUCAUACCUCGCCCACCACGCAUGCCGCCUCGACUCAUCCGACCCCCUCUACCACGGCCUUUAAACCCACGACCCCUGAGGAGACGGAGAUCAUCUGUAAGGGGAUCUUUCAUGCCAGGACUUCAGAUGAAUUAACUCUUAGCUGAAGUAAGUGUACCAUCAAAUCAAUCCAAUGUAGAGGUGGCCUCUGGAGCACUGUAUCAACCAAUCAGAACUCUCCAUGGCUUCUCAAUUGUGGAUAUAUAUUAGCACAGUGGUUCUCAAGUCCAGU
Xyrichtys novacula (pearly razorfish) is the source of this 8814-nucleotide messenger RNA. NCBI's taxonomy places the organism in Eukaryota, Metazoa, Chordata, Actinopteri, Labriformes, Labridae. The record is from the annotation of a GenBank genome assembly.